AACAAACAACGCUAACAUAAAUGCUAAGAAACAACGCUAACAUAAAUGCUAAGAAACAACGCUAACAUAAAUGCUAACAUACAACGCUAACAUAAAUGCUAAGAAACAACACUAACAUAAAUGCUAACAUACAACGCUAACAUAAAUGCUAAGAAACAACGCUAACAUACAAUGCUAACAUAAAUGCUAACAAACAACAGGGUUUAAAUGUUCGCCACCUAGAAACAAUACACACUUUAUGGAUUAUAUUACUGCGUCCUGUCAAAAGAAACCCCCAGUAAACUAUAAAUAACAACAAAUAUUAGGGUUGUUGUUUUGGCUGUUUUUAACUGAGCUUACCUCUCCGUUCACCUGCUCCUCCUGACCCGACAUAAUGAGAAGUUUAAAAACCAAAAGACAUGAACAGAGGAAAUAUUUCAAAAAUAAUGUUCACUUCGUUGUCUGUUACGAGUGUGUGUGAGAGAAAGAGGGAGAGAGAAAGGGUGGAGUGUUUCAAGGAAGUUAAACCUCAGGACGACGAAGCGAAAGUGAAAGAAACACUCCGAGUUAAAUGCUGGGGGUUUUCCAGCCUUCACUCUGUGCGGGCUCCUCACUGAUCACUUCACACAGCAAUGGCCCGGCUGUCAGCUCAGUGCUAGACAGGAUCUUUAAUAGGAAUGGAGGAGAAAACGUUGGUUCUUGAGGGUCUGCCGGGGGAUUUAGACCUGGUGAGAUCAAAACUAGAGCUUCAUUUCAAAAACAAGAGGAAAUCUGGCGGAGAAGUCAUGCAGAUCCGAGAGCAUCCCGAGGACAAGAGGAAAGCUCUGCUCAUCUACCUGCUAGAAACAGAGUUAAACAAUGUCCUUAAACAAGGUGUGCACAAAAUUGAUUUCAAAACCCUCGGAGUUGUUGAAUUGACAGUGAAACUCUUGAAUCCCAAGACAGUAAAGGUUAAACCGCCUCUUUUACCAAGACCAAAGAUAGAAAAUCUUGAACACGUCAGAUCUACGCAAGACACUUCAAGUGUACAGAAGUCUGGCCCCAAAACUGAAAAAGGAAAAGAAGAGGACUCAAAAACCAACAAGUUGCUUAUCAGCACCAUGGAGACAGUUGAUAAAGAUAUUCUUACAAUGUACUUUGAGCAGUUUACAGACAAGGCUGAAAUCACAAAACGUGGAACAAACAAGUGGAUCCUAAAAGUAGCCAAUCAGUCGGAUUUGUUGAAUAUUCUGGCCCAGGAGAAACACGAGCUCAAUCUGACAGUGGAGUUGUAUAAAGAAGCAGCUGUUGCAGAGCAGUGGGACCCUCGGCGUUUCAUCCUAACUGGGUUCAAAGACACCUGCAAAUGCAAAUUAAUUUCCAUGUUCAUUGGGAGCUGCAGUCAGAAGGCAGCACACACCUGGGAGAUAAUAGAUGAUGAGAGAAUUGUGGUCACCUUCAAGAAUGACAUCGAUUCAAAAUCUUUCGUUGAGAAGUGUGCAGCCAGAAACCUGCAGGGCAUGGAGAUUGAAGCCUCUCAUUUAGAGCUCACAGAUUCAAUUCUGGUACAUGGGGAUAUGAGCAAUCUUCCACAAGACGCUCUUAACCUCUACUUCAGCAACAACAAAAGGAGCGGUGGAGGUGAUAUCAAGUCUCUAAUCUGGGUCACCAAACAAAAGCGUGUGGUUAUAUCCUUUCAGGAUUGUCAUGUUGCACAACAAGUGGUGGCACAGAAACAUCAUCUUUGUGGCACAGACCUUAGCACCUUGCUUUUCUACCCAAGUCUUCAGAAGGCUUUGACAGGAGAAACACCUAUGUUUUCCAAUAUAUCCACUGAUGUGAUUACUCCUGUUGAUGAGGUCUUCCUGAAUUUCAUUGAAAAGAACAAAAAGUGCAAAAAUGAUUUUGAGAGUCAGCUAAAGGCAGUUCAUGCUAAAAUAAUUUUUGAUAAAACCACUUCCCCUGGAGAGAUUACACUUGAGAUGGCUGUGGACAAAGAGUCUUUAGCUGCAGUUCGACUAGGAGCAACUUGGGAAAGUAAAGCACAAAGAGAAGCACAAGCCUUUCUGAGCAGGUACAGCACAGCUGAGUUGCCAGUUGAGAUCGCAAUCUGGAAAAGGGUAGAGCGUGACUGCCUUGGAUUUGAAAAUUCUGAUGCUGAGGUGACCUACAUGGAAACCAAAUCCAAAAUUGCAAUAGUUGGCCUUAAAACAGAAGUCACAACCCUCUUGAACAAGAUUCAGAACCUUCUUAAGGAUGCAACUGCAGAAUUAGAAGUGGAAAGAAACACUGUUGAAAAAGUGAUUCCAUUUGACUCAAAAGAGACACUAGAAGUGGUAGAAAAAUGUGUACAUACUAAACUCCAAAAUGUAACAUUAACCAAAAAUGAAACUAACCUGACUUUUCACCUGCAAGGUUUGAGGAACUGUGUAGAUGCUGCUGAAAGGGUCAUCAAGCAAGCACAGGAGAGGGUUAUCUUUCAACAACUGAACAUCUCAGCCCAUUUGCUUCAGUUUCUGAAGUCCUUAGAUAUAAAGAAAUUUGAGCAAAGCCAUUUUGUAACCAGCCAUAUACCAGCUUUAUUCCGGAAUGAUGGAGAGCUUCUUGGGAUUGUUGCAGAGAAAGAAUACAUCAAGGUAGCUGAAGACAAAGUGAAAAAGAUCCUUCAGGAGGAGGUCAUCCAACUGACUCCUGAUGUAAACACAGUAAUUAACACUGAAAACUGGGUGAACUUUUUGAACAAAAUUAAAGUGGAAUUACAUCAUAAUUCACAGAAUGUUAACAUCAUAUCUUCAGAGGCACAGAUAGUAAUCUGUGGAUUUGCUCAAGACGUGGCAAAUCUUUCAAAAAAGGUCAAGAAUUAUCUGGAGAGCAAGAUACCAGCAACCAAAUGUAUCCACCUAAAAUCUUUGCAGGAAGUGGGGUUUGUUGACUCUUGCAUGAACUUGUCAGAAAGCCCAGAAAUAAGAAACCUUGGCAUCACGAUUCGAUUUUGCAGAACAGUGAAUUCUCCAAGUCUGAAGGUUACAGCAGCAAAAGAAAAAAUCCAGGAUGUAGUAACUGUUCUGAAAAGGUAUUUAGCUUCCAUUUCCAGUGAGAAGCAUACCUAUUUGAAAGCAGGAGAGUCUAAGGUCAUACUUAAGCAUGAAGCCAACAUUCAAGCCAAAGCCAAGGAGUGGGGUUGCAAGGCUUACAUUUCAACUCACAAGACUGGCCCCUCAAAAAGAUACAGCCACCAAAUAAACAGCUACAUCACUUUAACAGUUACAGAAGGUGAUCUGCAGCACUUUCCAGCUGAUGCUUUGAUUUGUCCUAUGAGUAGCAAACUAGCUUUUGACAAUCCUGUUGCUCAAAGGUUUCUUCAGGUCGCAGGUUCCGAUAUUCAAGAAGUGUGCAUCAGACUUCAGAAAGAAAAGCAAACUUUACUUGCUGGAGAAGUGGUCCUCAGUCUUCCAGGAAAUCUCAAUGCCAACAGCCUAAUUUACACUGUCUUGCCCCAGAGUGGUCAACAGUUCACUUUGGGCUGUCACUACCUGAAAUUAGCCGUUCUUAAUAGCCUCCAGAAGGCAGAAUCUAGAAAUGAUACUUCUAUUGCAAUGCCAGUAAUAGGCUGUGAAACCUUUGGGUUCUCCACCAAAGAAAGUUGUACUGCAAUCAGAGAAGCAGUACUAGAGUUCAUCAGUAAUCAACAACAUUCCCCAAAUAAUAUAAAGAACAUAUUUGUGGUACAUUCCGAUGUGAAGACACUGGAGGAGUUCAACAACAUCAUUGCUCAAGAGGGUUUUUUAAAUGUAAACACAUCUGCCACUCCAACAAGCACUACCUCUCAAAACCAACCAAAAUUUCUCAAUCCUUUCCAAGCAUCAGACACAGAAGUAAUUGUUCAUGGAGUGCUAGUGAAUCUGAAAAAAGGAGAUAUCACCAAAGAAACAGUGGAUGUCAUUGUUAAUUCCAACAACAGUUCCUUGGAUCUUGACACAGGUGUGUCUGGUGCAAUUUUGAAGGCAGCCGGAAAGUCAGUGGAGGAUGAAUGCAAAAAACAUGGUCAACAGAAACAGAAUGGAGUGGUAUUGACGAGCGGAGGUAAACUUUCAUGUAAGCACAUUGCUCAGAUGGUUGGACCCAAUAAUGCUGCUGAUAUUACUACUUCUGUGGACAAAAUCCUGAAACUGUGUGAAAGUACAGCGUCUGCUACGAUAGCCAUCCCUGCAAUUGGCACAGGGAAAGGUGGUAUCGGAGCAAAUGACUCCAUCAUGGCUAUUUUUGCUGGAGUGGAAAGCCAUUUGGCUCUGUCAACAUCAACCAGCCUCCAGAAAAUUACUGUGGUGGCAUUUGAGCAGAAGGUUUUUGAUGCAUACUGCAACUAUUUCAAGGAGAAGAACAACAAGAGUGCACCUUCCAGUAUGCCUACAAAUAAAAUUAGAAUUGGAGGUGUGUGGAUUGAAAUAAAGAAGGGGAACAUCAUCACCGAAUCUGUACGUGGUAUUGUCAACACCACCAACAAAGAAAUGAACUUGACAGGAGGAGUCUCAGGGGCCAUUUUUAAAGCUGCUGGGCCCUUUGUUCAACAGGAGUGUAAAAAACAUGGUCCACUUCAGAGUGACACAACUGCAGUGACCAGUGCUGGAAAUCUGCAAUGUGAUUUCAUCAUUCACAUGACUGGACCCCACUCCAGUGCAGAGGCAAGAUUACGGGUAAAGAAAGUAUUGGAGAGAUGUGAGGAGAAACAGAUCAGCACCAUUUCAUUCCCUGCUGUUGGUACCGGUGGAGGUGGUGUUAAUCAUGUGGACGCCAUUACUGCUAUGCUACAAGGCUUUCAUGACCACUUGUCUCAACGUUCCUCCACUGUCAUCAAACUCAUUUAUAUUGUCAUUGACAAAGAUGAAGUUCUGAAAGCCUUUCAGCAAGGACUGAAUCAAUGGACUGCAAACCCCAAGCAGAGCAUUGAUGACACUGAAGAAUAUGAUGGUGAUGAUGAAGAUGGUGAUGAUGAAGAUGGUGAUGAUGACGAUGGUGAUGAUGAAGAUGGUGAAUCUUACAGGAGCUCAGAUGAAGAUAGUUUGUUUUCAGAAGAAGAGGAUCACUGUAGUGGAAAAAUCACAGAAGCAAUCAUUGGCCCAUUGAAAGUUAAAGUGCUUUGUGGUGACAUCACAAAAGAGACGACAGACGCAAUAGUCAGUAGCACUAACACCAACCUCAAUCUAAGCUCAGGUGUAUCAGGAGCUAUCCUCAAAGCAGCCGGACAGAGUGUUGUGGAUGAGUGCACAAAAUUAGGUGUUCAACCCAGUGAUGGUGUGGUUCUCACAAAAGCUGGAAACCUUACAGCUAAGCACAUUGUCCAUAUGGUUGGUCAGACCAAGGAGAAGCCGAUCACAAACUGCAUGUAUAAAGUUCUGAAGAAGUGUGAGGAAAACAAGAUUCAAUCCGUUUCAUUCCCUGCUCUUGGGACUGGAGCAGGAAACCUGGCAGCAGCUCAAGUAGCAACUGCUAUGAUGGAAGCAUUGGGAAUUUUUUCUCUUUCCUCACCAGUAUUUUUAAAAACCGUCCAUAUUGUGAUUUACCAAAGUGCAAUAUUGUCAGACUUUGAGGAUGCUAUGAAGAAGUUCAAAAGGAUUUCUCGAAAACUCUCUUCAGAAACUAUCCCCAGAGUACCUCAGCAAACAGAGACACCGGAUUCCACCAAGCCAAAACUGUGUCUCGCUACUGAGACUAAUGCAGUGACUUUCCCAAUCACAAAUGUAGAGAUAUAUGGCAUAUAUUCUACUGACAUUGCCAAGGUCAAAAAGUUCCUGGAUGAUUUGGUUUCAGAAGAAUGUAUAAGCAGGGAUGUUGAGUCCAGCCAUCUAGCCAACUUUCCUGAAGCUGAAAACAAGGCGAUUGUGGAGCUCAGCCAAAGGAACCAAGUGCAUGUUCUUGUGGCUGCAAAGGACAAAUUGAUUGUGUCAGGAAAGAAGGAUGAUGUUUUAGACACUGUUCUGAACAUACAGAAGUUCAUCCAGGCAGCCCAGGACAGGGAAAACAGAGAAGGUGAAGAAAGGAGGCUAAGCAAAACACUGCGAUGGGAGGUAGCAGAAGAAGAGACGUGGGUACCACUGAACUCCAGCAUUAGCUAUGAACUGGAGUUGGCCUUUCACAAGAAAGAGCAUACCUUUAGCUACCAGGAUAAAGGCAAAUCCUUUACAAUAGACUUCAAGGAGAUGAAACAGUUUAACACCAAGGGGAAGGCCUGGAAAGUCAAAAGAACUCUGUUUGCUGACUCGGACACAGCUAUCAUUCAACCUCCACCAACUUGGACCAAAAUGGAUGGAAGUGAUCUGGAAAUCAUUGUUCUAUCUCCAAGUUCAGAAGAAUACAAGAAGAUAGAUAAUGAGUUUGUAUGCUCAAGCCAACACCAAGACGUAGCUCCUGUCCAAGUGGUGCAGAUCCGCAGAAUUCAGAGUCAGCCACAAUGGCAAAGAUACUGUGUGUUGAAGCAAGCAGUGGACAAAAAAUACCCCAAGCAGAAAAAUGAACAGUUUCUCUAUCAUGGCACUACCAAAGACAUUUGUCAGAAAAUCAAUAAGAAUGGCUUCAACAGGAGUUUCUGUGGGAGAAAUGCUGUUGUUCAUGGCGAUGGAACGUACUUUGCCAAAGAUGCUUGGUACUCUUGCCAAGACCAUUAUUCAAACCCAGAUGAGAAUGGAUUGAAGUAUAUCUACAGAGCUCGAGUUGUGACCGGGUCACCAUGUAAAAGUCGAGGCGGAAUGAAGGAGCCAGACCCUCUGGACCCAAAAGAUCCUCGUGCUGGGCUGUAUGACUGUGCUGUGGACGAUUUGCAAAACCCAUUCAUCUUCGUAGUGUUCUGCGAUGCAGGAGCAUACCCUGACUAUCUCAUCAGCUUUAAAAAUGUUUGAUCGUAUAUUUGGGUACUUUUAGCACUUUUUCUAGCAAAGGACCUUAUACAUUUAUAAGUCAUCAAGAAUCUUUAUCCAGCAAAGGCAUCCAAAUUUAAAAUGACAGUGAAAAAGAGGUGCUGAUGUUUUUAUACUGUUUAUAACAACAGUGUAAGGAAUAAUUCAUAUUCACAAGUAAUAAUUCAAAUUCAUUCAGUUUCAAGAAAUCAUGUUGUGCCUUAACAGUGGUCACCUCAGGCGCUAGUUCAGAUUCAGUUGUUUACUUUUUGUAAUGGGAGGAUUUGUAUAUAAGGGAAAUAAAUACAAAGAAAAAUAAAA
This is a messenger RNA of Neoarius graeffei (lesser salmon catfish), 7169 nucleotides long. RefSeq names its product poly(ADP-ribose) polymerase family member 14-related sequence 3 (gene parp14rs3). Gene Ontology annotation, cellular component: nucleus; cytoplasm. The record is from RefSeq and is a predicted model, not a curated record. The coding region runs from base 657 to 6851 and encodes 2064 amino acids. The transcript is spliced from 26 exons. Lineage: Eukaryota; Metazoa; Chordata; Actinopteri; Siluriformes; Ariidae. Gene Ontology annotation, biological process: negative regulation of gene expression. Gene Ontology annotation, molecular function: transcription corepressor activity; NAD+ poly-ADP-ribosyltransferase activity.